AUGGGGCAGCACUUCAUGGACUUAGAGAUGGGGGAUGCAAAGGCCCAGAAGAAGGAGGAAGAGCAGCCUCUGAGUCUCCUUCCUGCCUCAAAGGGCUGGGGACAAGGCCAAGUGAUCAAGGCCAUUUGGAAAGGCCAGCUGGGCCUGAUGAAGCAGUUGCUGAGGCAGGGGACUUGCAUCAAUGAGAGGGAUCCAGUAGGCCGGACCCUGCUCCAUCAUGCAGUGGCAAGUGGCCACAUCCCUCUGGUCCGCUUCCUAGUACAACGUGGGGCCGCAGUGGAUGCAGCAGACGAGGAUCUGGUCACUCCUCUGCACUGGGCCACCUGGAAGGGGCAGACCCAGGUGGCUGAGCUUCUCUUGCAGCGGGGGGCCCCAGCUUUAGCCAAGAGUCGAAGAGGCUUCACACCACUGCACUGGGCAGCUGCCCUGGGACAUACACUUCUGGUCCAGAGGUUGCUUGCCCAUGGCCUGGAUGCUGCUAGUGGGGAUGUGCAUGGGUGGACAGCACUGCACUGGGCAGCUGCAGGGAACCAGCUUCAUGUAGUAGAACUCCUGAGCCACCAGGGCAUCUCACUGGACAUCAGCUGUUCAGGAGGCCCUCAUCCUGUGCAUGUGGCUGCAGGGACUGGAAGAAAGGAGACACUGCAGUUCCUUCUGGUCCUGGGAGCAAAUGUCAAUACCCAAGAUGGCACUGGAGCAACGGCCCUCACCAUUGCCUCUGACCUGGGGGACCAGGAGGUGGUAAGGCUGCUCUUGGACCAUGGAGCUGAGGGGGAUCUUCCAGACCAACAUGGCCGCUCUGCCCUCCACCGGGCAGCUACUGCAGGCCACCUUCCUGUGGUCCGGCUGCUGGUGGAGAGAGGAGCUGCGGUGGACGCCCGGGACGCACUAUAUCUCACACCCCUGCACCACGCGGCCCUGGGAGGACACACUGUGGUUGCCAGCUACCUGCUGGACCGAGGAGCAGAGGUGGAUGCCGCCGGUUGGCUUCACAAGACUGCUCUGCACUUAGCCGUGGAGAAGGGUCACUGCUCCAUGGCAGAACUAUUACUGAGGUGGGGGGCCAGCCCCAACCUGCGGACACAGUGGCUGGAGACGGCAGCAGACCUUGCUGCUCCCGACAGUCCUCUUAAGACUCUCUGCUCUUUUCAGAAAGGCCAAGAGGAGAUAUGCAAGGCUGGACAGAACAUGGGCCCCUCCACGUAGACAUUGGAGGGAGGGAAAGUCUGGGUAUGACCUGGCUUUGAGUGGGUCUAUGUUACUGGCUAGCUCUGGACCUUGGAAUCACAGGACUUAUGGGAGAGCCCCAACUCUCUCCUUUUAUAGUGGAGGAAACUGAUUAAGAUCACAUUGGUAUAAUCUCUAUCAGGCUAUUGACCGCCUUGAGAAGGCAGGGGAAGGAGACGAGGAGAAAACCUGGAUCCUAAAAUACCAAAAAACAAUUGCCAAAAAUGGUCUAUGUUUAACUGAAAAAUGUAAUUGUUUUAAAAGAUCAUAAGGAUGAUGAAUAGAGUUGGCAUCUAUGCCUGGGCAAUAAUCUAGAAAAUGCUAACGAUCCUUGUAUUAUCUUAUAGCCUUCCUGUGAGGAGAGUAAACCCUCUAGUGACAUACAAAAUUGAGUUAUUGUUGUUGCUGUUAUGCCCGAGACCUCAGAGAAAUGCCUGUUUUCAAGAAUGGAUACCGCAGGGGACAAAUGAAGGUGGGGACUGGGGAGUAAGCUAGAUGGGCAGAGCCUAUCCCAUUUGCCAUGUUUAUUCUUUUUUUUAAAAUUUUUUAAACCCUAAUAUCUUUUAUAU
Molecule: messenger RNA, 1796 nt
Organism: Gracilinanus agilis (Agile Gracile Mouse Opossum)
Lineage: Eukaryota; Metazoa; Chordata; Mammalia; Didelphimorphia; Didelphidae
Gene: ANKRD65
Product: ankyrin repeat domain 65
Exons: 3
Coding region: 1-1206 (401 amino acids)
Molecular function (GO): protein binding
Source: RefSeq, a predicted model, not a curated record